Messenger RNA from Branchiostoma floridae (Florida lancelet), 1406 nucleotides. RefSeq lists its product as uncharacterized. The record is from RefSeq and is a predicted model, not a curated record. Gene Ontology annotation, molecular function: protein binding. NCBI's taxonomy places the organism in Eukaryota, Metazoa, Chordata, Leptocardii, Amphioxiformes, Branchiostomatidae. The annotation marks the transcript as partial. The transcript has a single exon.
CCAUGGCCAUCCCGUCACUCAACGACUUCCUCUCGGAAGACCAGAAGAAAAAAAACUGGUUCUUCGACUCCGUCACACCUCGCGGCUUCGCCUUCGACGGCUUCAUGCCAUGGGCUUCUAAGACUCCCUUUGGACGAGAAAAAACCAGAACCAAGGAUCCCGUGAGUCUAAUCCAGACUCCUGCUCAAUUAGCGAAGUAUCAACAUCUGCACAUCGCCCUGGCGGAAGGCUAUCAUCUGUCAGACAUCCUCAGACGGGUGACCUACUUAACAGGAGACGAGUCUUUGGUGGAUGAGUAUACGGGGAGAGUCAACAUAAGCGUAGAUCCUUCCCCUGUUCUGUCACGGCUGUCAGCUUCUUUGUCACGGCUGUCAGCACUGCUAGUACUGAGUGAUAAUAUUCAGCAACUAGAAAAUGUUGAGCCGACGGGGCAGCUUAUGGAUGUCAAAAAAGAAAUAUACCGCUUCCCAAGCGUAGCCGUCGACGUGCUGAGUAUCUGCUGUGGUAUUGCGAUUCCCAGUGUGUGGGGAAUUGUACAGGAGUUACAGAAGAAACAACGGAUUAGUCAGGAAGAUGCCCACCACUUGACUGUACUGAUCAGCAUCUCGGCGGAGCUGCGGUUAAGAACGUACAUCGCCAGCGGAGGACAAAAGGACAGACUGUCUCCUCUCACUGAGAUGAAAGUCGAACUGGAUAAACAUGACAUGGAUGACACGUUCGUUCCGUCAGUUUUCUACAUACCUGACUCAAAAAUGCUGUUCAGGUACUACUAUACUGCCAUUCCGUUAAAAACAUGUAUUAUUCAUACAGUUUAUAAGGAAAGUCGAACGACAAAGAUCUUUCAUAACGCAAUAUUUGAUAACUCAUCUCUAACGAGGGCCCGAAUUACAAGACAGCUAUUGUAUCUAGAUGCAUCCCUACGUCAGUGUGAAGCGGCUCUGGAAGAGGCAGGCAGUGACGAGAAGAAACAGUUGGAAAUACUUUCCGAGUUAGGAAUGGUGUUACAAAAUCGUGGUGAGUUUGAGAAAGCGAUGGGCUACUACAGACGGGCACUCACAGUUGAAAAUACUUUACAUGGUGAAAGCAAAGAGCAUCCCAACAUUGCCGCAUUGCUUGAAAGCAUUGGAUUCUGUAUGAGUCACCUUGGCGACCAAAGUGAAGCCCUCAUUUAUCUUGAACAGUCAAUAAAGAUGAAGAGAGCUAUCCAUGGCGAAACAACAGCACAUCCCGUUAUUGCUGGAUCACUCAACAACAUCGGAAACUGUUGGAAUCACCUUGGCGAUUUUAAGAAAGCUCUCAGGUAUUACGAACAGUCCCUGGAGAUGAUGAAAGCUAUCUAUAUUAAAACAACACCACAUCCCGAUAUUGCUUCUUUACUCAACAACAUUGGAAACUGUUGGAGUGAC